GUCAAAUAAAUUUCGGUUCAAAUUUUAAGAUUUUAUAAAUCCUUUAAAAAAAUAAUACUUUAGCUAAGUUUCAACAGGUUUAUUGGUGUCUAAAAUAUCAUUACAGUGAUAAUUAUAUCAAAAUUUAUCAAAUCUUACCCCGGAAAGGCUGAAUAAGUGCAUAAAUAUGCAACAAUAAAAAUCACAACAACAAAAAUUUUUUCGCAAAAAUUUAAAAAUAUUAAAUAGUCGUCUAGGAAACAUUUAAUUAAAUUAAUAACUGUAUAAAUGGAAGCAGAAAAUCAAAGUCCAUCGAAAAAGAGUCAAGACUCGAACGAUUCUGAUGAAAAUCGUGAGAAAAAAGAAAAUAAUAAUCUAGAGCAGGCAACAUCAUCUAAAAGCAACAAUUUAGAGAUUAAGGCAGUCACAAAGAGGCGAAAUUAUCGUCGUAGGACAGACGAGAGUAGUGAUGACGAAGAGAUGAAUGAAGUAGAGCCAGAAAAUCGAAAUUUUGGUGCAAAUAUAGAGGAAAAUAGUAAUGUAAAUGCUAUUGCUGCUGACCUGAACGAGAUUAAUGAAGUAGCUCAAGAUGAAGUGGCAAUGAACAGUGAUAACAAUGAUAGUGGGAACAAUGAAGCCAGCAAUCAUGACAGUCACGACACUUCAGACGAUUCAGACUCGGAUUUCAGCUUUACAUCCCCACUUUCGCCAUUACUCCGUUUUGGACUAGGAAGUCGCAGGAUCUUUGGGUCACAUAGUGACAGCUCUGAUUCGAUUGAGGAUAAUGAGGAGAUUCGCGAGAAGGCGAAUAAAACCACGACUGAAGUUAUGAAUAAGGAAACCCCAUUACACAAUAAUUUUUCAUGGCCUAAUGUUCUUAUGAAUCGCGAAAAAGGCUUUUAUUGUAAGCAGAACGAAGCUAGAUACCUUAAUCAUCGUAAGAAUUUUGAAAGGAACUUUUAUGGAUCAUUAAAUGCUGUCGAACGUUUAGAAUUAAUGAGUAAAUUAAAUGAGCACUUUGGAUGCGUCAAUUGUUUAGGAUUUAGCAGGAAUGGUCAAUACUUAUUAUCAGGCAGUGAUGAUUUACGUGUUAUUUUAUGGAACUGGUAUAAUGGCAAGGCACUAUCAUCUGCAAAUAGUAAGCACAAGAAGAAUAUCUUCCAGACUAAAUUUUAUGAUGAAUCUGACAUUGUUAUGAAGGCUGUAAGUGCAUCAGCUGAAGGAAGUAUCUCACUUCAUCAAUUUACUGGCGAUGGGGGACAUACCGAAAAGCAAGUCUAUACUCAUGCUGGUGCUGUGCAUAAAAUUGCCGUGUCUGAAGCACAGAAUGUGAUUUAUUCAUGCGGUGAGGACGGACUUAUUAUUGAAUUUGAUUAUCGCUCAAAAAAUCCCACAAAAUUAACGACUGUACGCGAAAAACAUAGAAAAAUUCCACUUUUCAGCAUCACGGCUCAUCCUCACGAAUAUAAAUAUGCUGUAAGUGGACGUGAUCAGUUUGUGAGAGUUUAUGAUAGACGUAAUGCUAAGCAAGUGUUUACAAGACACUGUCCACAAGAGUUACUCGAAAGGAACACGACUGUCCGAUACGUUUCAUGCUGUGUCUAUAAUUAUAAUGGAACUGAAUUGUUGGCUAGUUUUAAUGAUGAACAUAUCUAUCUAUUUGAUUCCAACAACACGAGUUUGGGAUCAUUUGUACAUAAAUAUCAAGGGCAUGUGAAUUCUGCAACUAUUAAAGGUGUCAACUUCUAUGGACCUCGUAGUGAAUUCAUUGUUACUGGCUCGGAUUGCAGUCACAUUUUCUUCUAUGAGAAGCAUAGCGAGUCGAUUGUGCAAUUUAUGGAAGGUGAUGAAAAUGGAAUAGUCAAUGUCUUGGAACCACAUCCAAUUUAUCCAGUUCUUGCGACUUCAGGAUUAGAUAAGGACAUAAAAAUUUGGAUGCCAUCCAAUGACAGCUUCAUACUAGACAAAGAAAAUUUAAAGAAACGUGUCAACGAAAAUGUUAAGAACAUCUAUGAGAGCAAUCAGCAUGCAACUUUUUCAUUAGAUCCAACAAUAAUUGAACUGGCUAGAAGAUUUUUUCAACGUCAUAGAGAUCCUUCCGUUUCGCCAAAUCCACUGGCUUUUGCUUAUCCUAAUUCGGAUACGUCCGAUGAUUCAGAUUAAUUUGUUUGAUGUAAAAAUAUAUUAAAAGUUUAAAAAGUGUAUCAAAGAAAAUUAAAUAAUAAAUUUUAUGGAUUUUUAGGAA
Molecule: messenger RNA, 2224 nt
Organism: Chironomus riparius
Lineage: Eukaryota; Metazoa; Arthropoda; Insecta; Diptera; Chironomidae
Source: the annotation of a GenBank genome assembly